UCAUAUUCUAAGGCAAGAACUACGAACGUGUGAAGUAGGGAAUAAAUCUCGCAGGGAACGUGGACCAGACCUUCAUCACUCGACUCCACUUCACUUCAUUCAUUAUCCCAGAGCCGAGUUCUCCCCCAGGCCACUGCAAGGAUCGCUUUCUUGUAUCCGGCACCACCUCGCUUGAUAACAGGGAAAAUGCAAGGAGCUCUUCAAUCAUUUUCAUCUUGUGGAAACAUUGUAAAAAAUACAGUUCUGAAACACUUCCGUCUCAUGAAUCCACUGAUGCAACCUGUUAUGUUCUCACGCUUUCAGUCAAUAACACCUGCUCGAAUGGAAGAGCAUGGUUUUGAGAGCACUACAAUUGCUGAUGUCUUGAAAGCGAAAGGUAAAAGUGCUGAUGGCUCUUGGCUUUGGUGCACUAUGGAUGACACUGUUUACAAUGCUGUUGAGUCGAUGACACAGCACAAUGUUGGAGCCUUGGUGGUAGUGAAACCUGGAGAGCAGAAAUCAAUUGCAGGAAUCAUUACAGAGAGAGAUUAUUUAAGGAAAAUUAUAGUGCAGGGAAGAUCAUCCAAAUCAACCAAGGUUGGGGAUAUUAUGACUGAAGAGAACAAGCUUAUCACAGUAACACCUGAUACAAAAGUUCUGCGUGCAAUGCAACUGAUGACAGAUAACCGAAUCAGGCACAUUCCAGUCAUAGAUGAAAAUGGGAUGAUGGGGAUGGUGUCCAUUGGAGAUGUGGUCCGUGCUGUGGUGAGUGAGCAUCGGGAGGAGCUAGACCGCUUGAAUGCUUAUAUACAAGGAGGAUACUAGAUGACAUAUGACAAUGGUGUUGAUGCACUUACUUGGAAGCAUUGCCUGCUCCAUGAGCACUAAUAAGCUUUAACUGCUUGUAAAUAUAUGUUUUAUGGGUCUCUUUGUUUCAGAUGUGGAUGUAUGAAUGGUACAAACUACCUGCAUAUGGUCGAGUGGAAGACAAGCUGAUAAUAAGUACUGGAAUUUUUCUUGAAACUCUGUUUUCAAUUCAUAGCUUAGUGCGUGUUGCAAGCGACACGGCAGAUGCUUUUGACUUCA
Messenger RNA from Carya illinoinensis, 1065 nucleotides. Its product is annotated as CBS domain-containing protein CBSX3, mitochondrial. Bases 187 to 804 code for a protein of 205 amino acids. The record is from RefSeq and is a predicted model, not a curated record. Lineage: Eukaryota; Viridiplantae; Streptophyta; Magnoliopsida; Fagales; Juglandaceae. The transcript has 6 exons.